UGUGUUGAUGCAGGCAGGGGCUGUCCAUUCACAAAGGAUUCUAAAAAUAUGAAAAGUUUCUAAUAGUUUUUCACAGUGCUCAAAAGACACUUAAACUAAUCCACUCACAUACGUUAAGGAGGUUACGUUGCCGCGGCGCCAGUUCCUGUUUGACCCUCACUCUUGUUCUUCGAUCGGCGACGACCAGAAAGCUCUCUGACGUCACGCACUUGGGGAUUUCGGACGCAUCAAUGUAGCGCAGCGUUACGCUGGGCCAGACCCCGCACCCUCGGUAACAGCGUUACGGAACGCUAAAUUUCUCUUGAAAGAAACUGCAAGAUAGCCGUCGCUACAACACCGCAAACCCUACCUUAGUUUCGCAUUGUUUCUGUGCACAUGCGCUGAAGCCCCGACCAGUCGCAGUCCCCCUGACCCAAGGAAGGAGGACAUCCUAGUCAAGGCCUUGAACCAGCGAAUCUCCCGGAAAGGCCUGUUUCUCGACUAGUGCCUCCACACGGCGACGAGCUCCGAGUCUUCUACAAGAUGUCCCGCGAGCGUGAGCCCCGUCACCGCACAGCUGGAUCGUCAGCGUCCGUGCGUGCUCCACGCGGUGUCUGCAAUGGAGAGAAGCGUCUGGAGUGCCCAGUGUGCGAGAAGCAGUUCGCCUUUAGAAGUCAACUAGAAAGGCACCUUCAGACCCACACCGAGGAGAUGCCUUUCGAUUGCACAGUUUGCAAGAAGAAGUUCGCUAACAAUGCACAUCUCCGAACGCACCUUCGCAUCCACACUGGGGAGAAGCCUUUCGAGUGCACAGUUUGCCAGAAGAAGUUCAAUGAAAGUGGUAAUCUCAGAAGGCACCUUCGCAUCCACACCGGGGAGAAGCCUUUCGAGUGCACAGUUUGCAAGAAGAAGUUCGCUAACAAUGGAGAUCUCCGAACGCACCUUCGCAUUCACACUGGGGAGAAGCCUUUCGAGUGCACAGUUUGCAAGAAGAAGUUCAAUCAAAGUGGAUAUCUCAGAACGCACCUUCGCACGCACACCGGGGAGAAGCCUUUUCAGUGCACAGUUUGCGGGCAGAAGUUCAGUCAAAGUGGAGGUCUCAGAACGCAUCUUCGGACCCACACCGGGGAGAAGCCUUUUGAGUGCGUAGUUUGCAAGAAGAGCUUCAAUGAAUGUGGAAGUCUCAGAAAGCACCUUCGCAUCCACACCGGGGAGAAGCCUUUCGAGUGCACAGUUUGCAACAAGAAGUUCACUGAAAGUGGAAGUCUCAGAACGCAUCUUCGAAUCCACACCGGGGAGAAGCCUUUCGAGUGCACAGUUUGCAAGAAGAAGUUCACUAAAAGUGGACACCUUAGAGGUCACCUCCGCAUCCACACUGGGGAGAAGCCUUUCGAGUGCACAGUGUGCAAGAAGAAGUUUGUUCAAAGUGCACAUCUUCGUACACACCUUCUGACGCACAGCGGGGACAAGCAUCGUGAGUGAAUAAGUUUGGACGAGCUUUAUCUCCAGGACAAUGUUCAUACGGCGCAUCAUUUAUGCUAUUCACAUUAAUCAAUUCUGUUUGAGAGAACGUUGGAACAGCGCCAAAGCCAUUGUGGCCAUGAUUCCUAUUUUUCUUCAGUGCUCUUGGUACUGCUGUAACUUAUGCCAGUUGACAAAUACUCACUGUUAACAUUGAAUCCAAGCCUUUUAUGGUCCUUGUGUGGACACCUAGUCGCUCGGUGCAAUUUCACUGGUUAAGGGAGCAGUGGCGCUUUGUGCACGGAUUUUAAUUUUUUCCAACUUUUUGUUUUGACCUCAAUGAAAAAUAUUGGCAUGAAUGCUGAACACUAACAGCGGUACCCUAAAGCACAAUUAUUUUACAACUAUUUCAAAACACAAUUUGUUUUAGCACCCAAUCAGGGAGGAAUAUGGUGCACCUUAAAAAGGUCUGCAAAAUCAUGAAUGGUGUCACUACGCUCACAACUUCAGCCGAAGUUUCUUUUUUUUUUGGCUAUCGGUAAGCUGUACCUGAAACAGCAUAACUUUCCCACAAAAUGAAUCCCAGGAGCCAAAACUGGGCGGAAAAUACUGCUAUAUAUUUAGUAUCGGACGAGAAAGAUUUGUUAAAGUUAAUUAACUUUUCUAGGAGUAUUUUUCGUCUGAUUUUAAUUCCUUAGGUUCAUUUUGCGGUCAAUUUUAUGCGCUUUCAAAUGCACUUUACCGAUUACAAAAGAGUUGACAGCUUUGGCUAAAAACGUGCGUGCAGUGACACCAUGCAUAAUUUUGCAUUCCUUUUUUACGUGCUUCCCAUUCUGCCCUAAUUUUUUGCUUAAGCAAAAAAAUUAGUUCUGAAGUUGCGGUUAAAUGUUUGCCCAUAAACAUGGUCACCGCCGUUUGACUCCAGCGUUCAUGCCAAUAUUUUUUAUUGAGGUGCAAACAGAAAGUUGGAAAAAAAUUGAAAAAACCGUGCAGGAAGUGCUUCGACUUUUUUUAAUACAUGAAAUAACUGUUUCCUAAUAACUUGUUUUAUCCAAAAUUGGUUUGUGACGCUUUGGUAAAAUGCUUUAGCAUCUAGAUCUAAGUUUUUUUUAUGUUGAUUGUGCUACCUGAGACUGCGUCUUACUGCGACCUUGUCCUCAGAAGCCUCUCGAGAACGCAACGAAUAGGUGAAUGUGAAAGCUUCUGUACGAACAUUGUUUGGACCAACGGAAUAAUUCUGUAAAUUUGAAAAGGGCGUGACAAAUACGUCGAAGCUUCGUUUUUUGUUUUGAAUUCUUGUACCUUGGAACAUUGCUUUUGGAUACAUUAAACUUGGUUCGUGUUUUUAAUUUC
This is a messenger RNA of Thrips palmi, 2793 nucleotides long. RefSeq names its product gastrula zinc finger protein XlCGF8.2DB-like. Bases 523 to 1461 code for a protein of 312 amino acids. Gene Ontology annotation, biological process: negative regulation of transcription by RNA polymerase II; regulation of immune system process; regulation of cytokine production. The record is from RefSeq and is a predicted model, not a curated record. The transcript has 4 exons. Lineage: Eukaryota; Metazoa; Arthropoda; Insecta; Thysanoptera; Thripidae.